UGUAUCACUGAAGGGCGUGGCACGCGUGUAUCGGUAUGAUGUCACUCCAGCAUUUCUUUGAUUCUGGUUUCCAGUUACUCUCAGCCCAAUAAGUGAGUCAUGGAUGUCGGGGUAGUGUGCUUUUUAAAGAGGAAAAUGGUGGUGUGGUUAUGUGCUCGCGGGUGGACAAAUGAUGAAGUGAUUUGUAACAACGUGCUACCUGAUGGAAUUAAUUUUUUUUAACCAUAAGGAAAACGCGGCGGUGGCGUGCAUCUUCUCAUCGCUCGGCUCUGAGGCUGCAGGUCAGGACUAGUCCUGCUCCUGGCUUUGCAGUCUGGAUGAACCUCCUGCCCACGUAGUAACAGCCACAACACACUGAUUUUACCAUUUCAAACAUCGGUUUGAUUGUGUGUUGUGCCGUCAGUCACGGAGCAGACGUGUCGAAACCUUAGCGAGAGGAAGCCGUCACUCGGUUCCUCCCGUGAGAACUAAGAGCCUGAAGGCAGGCUGCCAUGGAUGAGGCUCUGUCCACAAUCACGCCCUGUUUCACUCCCGCACAUCUUUCAUCAUCAGGCAGGACGAAGCUUGAUGUGCCACAGCUGGACAAACCGUUACAUGCCGAAUGGCGAAGGACCAGUUUGUGUUUCUCACAGAUCUGAAGAAAACCUGGGAGGAUUGACUGAGUAGGAGUAGCGCUUCGGGUCAUGCUGUAAUUUAAUUAAAAGUUACCAGCGAGCAACCAAACAUGGAGUCAUACCGACCCAAGACCAGAUAAGCAAGAUUCUUUGUUUAUCUCUGUGAUGCGUUUACUGAUUAAAAGGACGCAAACUUGACACCACCUCUAGAAACACAGCCUCGACGAACACCUGCGGUUAAAUCACAGCUACAAAUGUCUGUAUAACGAUCGAAUCACGCUUACCGAUCAUAAUUCUGCGAUGUUACUGCAGUUUCCAUCAACAAACCAUUACAAAACAGUACGCUUAUUACAGAUGAAAGGACGUGACGGAUAUAUCUCGCUAUUGUGCCGUUACGUCGACGCGCCAGAUAACUGGAAGGGCGGGGCUUAAACGAAACAUUCGUAGGCCUAGUCCAAGAACUUAACACGAGUCAUUUUGAAAUUGAUGUUUAAAAAAGAUAAAGUUAAGCGUGUUAAAUCUGUUUGUCGUCCAUAACGAAAUGGUUCGCCGCGCACUGGGUAUCUGACUCAUAAAGUGUACGUUUUUUCGUGAGUAGUUUGGAGAGGAGAGAGUCAAGUACGAGCUGAUUCGUAUCCUAAGCGAUCCACAUCUCCGUUUAAUUUGGAUCCUGAAUAUCCUUCCACUCGAUAUAGGCACCACCGUCGCUGUCCUCUAUUUUGUUUUGGACGAUGCCAGUGACGCGUACACGCAUCGCACGGAUUCCGAUUUGUCCGUCAUGUCUCGCGGACACGUGUCGGAUAAAUAUCCGAUCGUAGACCACAUACGAUAACGGCUCAGAUCUGACUUGAUAAAAUUCAGAUUUUUGUGUCGUGUUAAGUCAAAAAAAAAAAAAACACCUAUCUGCUACGCUGUGAACGUAAUCUAAUAUUGAUGCUCGUACACCUUCAGACAUUCAGCCAUGUAGACUGUGCAGUGCCUAAAGGGAAGGCAGUGGAGACCAGGCGUGUCCCGGAUCGUCACGUGUCCCCGCACCAUGUGUUCUCAGCUCUUUGUCAGGAUCAAUGUAAUCACGAGGCAGUAAAUCGAAUUUCCGAGUGCUGAUUAGAUCCUGCAUGCCGAAUAACGUCAUCGGGUUCCACAUCAGCCCCUUUAUCUUUUUCCUCCUCCCGAUCGACGAGGUGGUCACAAGGAUGAGGAACGGAUAAUUAAUUGUUGGCUGUAGGAUUGUAUUCUUUUAUCUCUCUCUAUUAAUUUUUCGGUGAGCUUCAGCGAGUCUCAUAAAGUCGUUGUCCAGCGCGUUGACGUGCCAUACGAUCUACUAAGAUAAUAGCUCGUUGCUAUUUUAAUCUGUAAUGCAGGGAUAAGCAGGGGGCUUAAGUCCGGCUCCGCUUGAUGGGGAAAAACACAGGGCUGUUUUGAGUUUAUUUUAUAUUAACUCAAAACAUAUAUAAUAUAUAUAUAAUAUAUAUAAUGUGUGUGUGUACGUAUACACACAUAUGCCCCAUAGGUAGGUACAUAAGGGGCAGGCGGUGUACCAGCGGCGUUCGGGCUGCGGCCAUACCGUUACCGCCCGAAGUCGACUGUUUUCCAGUAACGAUGCGUCUCGAAGCGUUUUGUUCGCCGCAGGAAUUUUCGAAAAAACGCAGCACAUCAUGUUUACGCAAACGAGUAAACACUUCCGUCCUAAAGACUUCCCAGAGGAGGAAAAACGUAAACUCACAAACUGGAGACUCCUUCCACGAAUGUUUAUUAAUCAACGCUUUGCUGUAAUAAUAAUAAUAAUAAUAAUAAUAAUAAUAUGUAAUGUAUAUUCUUCAUACCGUGUGCUUUCCACAUGGUGGUGGUGGGGGGUUCAAAACAAAACACAUUUGUUAUUCCCUCUUGGUUCAAUCCUGUGAAAUUCCUCAACGCUUUCCAUUUAUUCUCCUUGGAUCCUCCGUCGCCAUGACGACCAAGUCCCCUGUGAAGAUGGCAGAUUCCUCUUUCCGUCGAGCUUUGGCUCGGUUUAGAGGUUUGAGCGAAGCAGGCACGCUCGUGUGUUACAGAUUAUGGACGUAUCACCGUGAAGGAUCACGCUCCCUUCUCAGCUGUCUAAGACGUGGAGCCUGAGGGAUUUUCUUUAAUGAAUCACCCAUCGCCUCUCGACGCCAUGACGUACAAAGGUAACCUCACGCUACCCAAGAUCCCAGAGUCUAACAUGGCUCUCAGCGUGCUGGGAGUUUUCCUGGGAUUGCUUCUGGAAGUUUCCGCUCACGGGCCAUCCAGCGUUCCCAGGACUUCGUGGAGACGUGAAGACGUGAGCUUGGUGGAGUUCUCCGAGCCGGGCGUGUUUAACUACUCCACUCUGUUGCUGAGUGAGGAGCGAGGUGCGCUGUACGUCGGCGCCAGAGAGGCCGUCUUUCAGCUCGACCUCAAUGACGUGUCCGUCAAAAAUAACCAGGUGCUGUGGAAGGUUCCAGAUCGUGAUAUGAGAAUGUGCACCUUAAAAGGGAAAUCUAAAGAGACGGACUGUAAAAACUACAUCCGGGUUCUUCAGGUGUUGGAUGAAGAGCACCUGUAUGUGUGUGGAACCCAUGCGUUUCAGCCGCUCUGUGAUUACCUGUCUUUAAAGGACUUCACACUGAUGGGAAAGCAGGAUGACGGCAGAGGGAAGUGUUCGUUCGACCCUACCCAGAGUUUUACCACGGUCAUGGUCGACGGCGAGCUGUACUCCGGGACGGCGUACAACUUCCUGGGCAGCGAGCCGAUCAUCUCCAGAUUCUCGCGGCCUCAGAGCCUUCUGCGUACGGAGUACUCCACAUCCUGGCUCAACGAGCCCAGCUUCGUGUUUGCAGACGUGAUCCGGGAGGGAAGCGACAGUCCGGACGGAGACGACGAUAAGAUUUACUACUUCUUCACAGAGGUCUCCGUGGAGUACGAGUUCUUCGGCAAGCUGCUGAUUCCCCGUAUAGCCCGUGUGUGCAAGGGGGAUUUGGGUGGUCAGAGAACUCUGCAGAAGAAGUGGACGUCCUUCCUGAAGGCCAAGUUGGUGUGCUCCAUGCCCGAGCUCAAUUUCGUCUUCAACGUCGUCCGCGACGUGUUCGUGGUUAAAACGCCUGACUGGAGAGAAACGGUCAUCUACGGCGUCUUCACCUCCCAGUGGGGGAAUGUGGGCCUCUCUGCCGUGUGCGCGUAUAAUAUGACGUCAGUGGACGAGGUGUUCUCCAAGGGGAAGUACAUGCAGAAGGCUACGGUGGAGCAGUCUCACACCAAGUGGGUCCAAUACAAUGGCGUCACCCCGUCUCCCAGACCCGGAGCGUGCAUUACCAACCAGAACCGCGGGCAGAACAUCACCAACUCCCUUCUGCUGCCUGAUAAGACGCUGCAGUUUGUGAAGGACCACCCGCUCAUGGCCGACCCCGUGCUGCCCAUCGGCCACGGGCCGCGCCUCACCGCCAAGGGCAUCAACUAUACGCAGAUCGUCGUGGAGAGAGUCACCGCCCUGGACAACAAUGUCUACGAUGUCCUCUUCACUACCACCGAUAAAGGCUUUCUGCACAAGUCCGUGGUGUAUGAAGGAGGCUCACACAUAAUCGAAGAGGUCGAGCUGCUAAAAAACCCACAGCCAAUCAAAACCCUGCUGCUCUCCACAAGAGAGGGCAGCUUCCUGUACGCGGGUUCGGACUCCGGAGUGGUCCAGUCUCCCACUGCGUUCUGCGGCAAAUACGUGACCUGCAUGGACUGCAUUCUUGCCCGCGACCCAUACUGUGCCUGGGACACACACACUGCAUCCUGUAUUAACAUUUUCCAGAAGCAGAAUAAUGGACAGAACCGGGAGUUUAUUCAGAACCUGAGAGGAGAUGCAGAUGAAUGUCCAUCAGCGAGACCGCGCUCGAUAGACAUCCCCCAGCAGGUGGUGGUAAAGCCGGGCAGUUCGACGGAGCUGGAGUGCGACGUGCGCUCAAGCCUGGCACAGGUGUUCUGGAAGGUUAACGACAGUGUCCUGACCGAGUCGGCUCACUUCCUCCUGAUGGCCGGCUCUGGGCUGCUCAUCUACAGCGUAACUCCACAGAACCAGGGCCGUUACGAGUGCUGGACCGCCGAGUCCGCCGCGGGGAAGAACUUCACCCGGCUGAUGGCCUCCUACGAUCUACGACUGGAGCUUCCCGAAAUCUCACGUGUGUCCUCGGUCGAGAUCUUCAACGUCCCCAAUCCUGAUCCAUCCACAUCGCGCACCGCCAUCAGCACCACCACCACAGCGGCACCGCGAGGUAAAAUCGGCAACGGUAACACCGCAGGACCUUCUCCACUAACUCCAUCUACCCUGUCCAGUGUGCCUCCGCCCCCACUAACCCGCCCCGCUACCACGGCUAACGUCUAUGGCGCGAAAGCAGAAACCAAACAUUAUGUCCCUCCUCAGAGUAGCGAUUCACGAGAUCCAGGACCCGAGAUCAAGGAUCCUCACGCAAAGUACCUCCAGUACGACAACAGUAAAGCGCUGCUGUUCCUCUUCCUGCUCUUCUUCCUCCUGUUCCUGUUCGGCCUGGCGUAUAACUGCUACAUGCAGUACCUCCCAGUUCCGUGUCUGAGGCUCCGCGCCGCCGUGCUCGGCUCGCAGAAGAAACCACAGAACGAGUACGCAGCCUGUGAGGCGGGGUUGAUGGAAGCACUGCCGGAAAAACGCGACCAGAACGAACCGCCUCGUCAGAACGGAGCGCUCCGUGACACGGGAUAUGAAACGGAACCGGAGUGUGGAAACGGCAAAAUUCCAUUACAUAGCUACGAAGAGGACAACGAGAGCGCCGCCGCGAAACAAGGGCCGUUUGACGUAAACUGCGAAUCGCAACCGAUCGAGUACGCAGACGCCGACGCAUCGUAACGGACACUAGCAAAAACGAAAGAAGGGACGACUUUACCUCCGUCUUGCGUGCAUUGAAAUUAACUACAAAUUGAAACAACCAAUUUUGUUUUUCUUUUCUUUUUUUGUGGUAUUGCUGUCUCACCUUGCUCGUGGUUGUUUUUUGUUGUUGUUUUUGUAACAAUACAAUUUUUGACAGCGUCGAUAUUUUUUUUUUUUUUUUUUUUUUUUUUUUAAAUAAAUCCACAUAAUUCCAAAUUGGAAACGUGGUUUACCAAAUUGGUAAGUUAAUUCAAUAUUUUCCAAAUUGGAGCAAUUUUUUUUAGGUGGGCAGGACUAUUUUCUCUCUCUCUCUUCUUUUUUUUUUUUUUUUUUUUUUUUUUUUUUUUUUUUUUUUUUUUUUUUUUCCUCUUUUCUCUCUCUCUCUCUCCCUUCACCCUCCCUUCAAUCUAUUGCGUUGUUGCGUGUUACUCUCAGGGACGUUGAUCGUACUUUGCCAAAUCUUUCCAAAUCAGCACAUGAAGGAAGGAAUCAGCGCUCUCUGUACAAAAAAAAAAUAAUAACAAUAAUUCAAUUUUAAAACUGGAACGCUGGAUGGAUUGAUGAGCUAACACGGACAUCGUGAGGAAAAUCGUUUAAUUGGAUGCGGAAAUAUGAAUUAUUGAAGACUGGAGACGAAGAUGCAACGGUAUUUAAAAAAAAAUUUCAAUGACACGCAAAAAAAAAAAAAAAAGUAAAAA
Molecule: messenger RNA, 6194 nt
Organism: Ictalurus punctatus (channel catfish)
Lineage: Eukaryota; Metazoa; Chordata; Actinopteri; Siluriformes; Ictaluridae
Gene: sema4d
Product: sema domain, immunoglobulin domain (Ig), transmembrane domain (TM) and short cytoplasmic domain, (semaphorin) 4D
Exons: 16
Coding region: 2740-5475 (911 amino acids)
Biological process (GO): axon guidance; ossification involved in bone maturation; neural crest cell migration
Molecular function (GO): semaphorin receptor binding; chemorepellent activity
Source: RefSeq, a predicted model, not a curated record